AUGGUGACGAUGUGUACCUACAAUGCACGUACACUUGCAUCCGAGUUGCAUGAGCAAGUUUUAUACCGAGUCGGCGGCGUCGACGUCAACACGAGUUUGUCCAUUAACAACGAUUCAUUCGAACAACCUACAACCCGAAUCGGACGUUUACGGUCGAAACGAUGUGGAUCAAUACCGGCUUUGACAAUCUUCGUCGUUUACGCGCCGACAUCAAACUAUGACGAAGAAGAAGUCGAAGCGUUCUAUAUGGAGCUGGAGAAGUUCCACAGAGAAGGCCACACAUUCUUCAAGGUGGAGAUUUCAACGCCAAGAUUGAGCCAAGAACAACGUCUAAAGAACGUGACAUUGGGAGCCACGGAUUAG
Messenger RNA from Angiostrongylus costaricensis, 363 nucleotides. Lineage: Eukaryota; Metazoa; Nematoda; Chromadorea; Rhabditida; Metastrongylidae. The record is from the annotation of a GenBank genome assembly.